UGCCUUUCCCAUCCUAAUCUACAAAGGAAACAGGAAAAAGGAACUUAAACUCCCUGUACUCAGACAGCAAUGAGACUGUUAUAGCCCACUCCAGCACUGCAAUUUCUUGCCUCUGACUUGUAAACAAGAGUCCUCGUACCAUGCAAGGGAAGAGUAACCAAGGUCUACCCCAUUGAAAGGAUAAUCCUAACCCCAUGAGCUGCUGUGGAAACUGGAUGGAGGUAUUUUGGAAAGCAUGGACUCUUUAGCACAUUUAAUUCUCUGUGGAUUCAGCCUGAUGAUUUCAGGUAAAGUGGAGGCAGCACUGGACCUGGUGUUGAUCAAUUCACUCCCUCUAGUGAGCAACUCAGAGACAUCGCUUAUCUGCAUUGCAGCCAGAUGGAGUUCCCGCGAGUCUGUCACAAUAGGGCGAGACUAUGAGGCCUUGAUGAGCCAACACCAGGACCCUCUGGAAGUUACUGAAGACGAGAAGAGAGGAACAGCCAAAAAAGUGGUGUGGAAAAGGGAACAAGCUGGUGAAACUGUCGGAGCUUACUACUGUGAAGGGAAAGUCAAAGAUGAGGUGACAAGGAUACGUACAAUGAAGAUGCCACUAGGAGCUUCCUUCCUCCCAGUGGCCUUAACUAUGACAGUGAACAAGGGAGAACAUGUGAACAUUUCCUUCAUCAGAAAGAUUGCAAUGGAGGAAGAUGCAGUGAUCUACAAAAACGGUUCUUUCAUUCACUCUGUGCCCAGGCAUGAAGUGCCAAAUGUGCUAGAAGUGACCUGCUCUGAAGCCCUGCUACAGGAUGCAGGGGUCUACUCUGCCAGAUACAUAGGAGGAAACACCUUCACCACUGCUUAUACAAGGCUGAUAGUAAGACCUGCUUUUUUUAACCUCUUAGCUUGCUCAGUUUUAUCUCUGAGGGGGAAAAGCAAUCAGCAGAUGUCAUGUUGUGAAUAUUGGGUUCCUUACACAGGUUCAGCUGAUGUGUCACCUCAGAUAAAGCACUUGCCAGACCAUGUGGAACUCAAUUCUGGCGCAGAGUUUAAGCCUAUUUGUAUAGCCACUGGCAAGCCACUUCCUGUUAUUGAAGAAUUUAAACUGUUGAAACAAGAUGGGACUGUCUUCAAGCCCGUCUCAUUUGUUAGCAAUCGCUCAGAGGCAAAGUUUCAUAUCAAUAGAAUCCAGCCGCCUGACUCAGGAAUAUGGGUUUGCAGUGUUGAGACAGUAGCAGGGAUGGCAGAAGAGCCUUUCCAUGUUACAGUUAAAGUUCCUCCUGUGCCUCAGUAUGCUCCGAGGAUGAUAGACAGUGGACAUAAUUUUCUCAUCAUCGAUAUCAAUGCUGACUCCCAUACUGGCGAUGGACCGAUUGUGUUAACCAAGCUCCUGUAUAAGCCUGCUAAAGGUUAUCAGCCCUGGAUGUCAGUGGAAGUAAAUGGAAAGAGCAAGAAAUUAGAUAAUCUAGAACCCAAAACAGAAUAUCAGUUCUGUGUUCAGCUAAGCCGGCAAGGGGAUGGUGGAGAAGGGCAUCCUGGGCCACAGGCAAGCUUCACAACGGCUGCACUUGGUCUUCCUCCACCAGAAGGUCUCACCCUCCUUCCUAAAAGCAAGACAUCUCUGAUUUUGUCAUGGCAGCCAAUAGCACAGAAGCCAGAAGAUGACCUUCUUGUUGAAGUGGAAAGGACGAGUGUGAAUGACAACAGUGGUGAUGAGGACAGACCUGAUAUCACCCAUGUGCCAGGAAAUAUAUCCACUCUGGUUAUUGAUGAUUUAGAACCCAGACAGCAGUAUAGGUGCAGGGUACGUGUGAAUACCAGGUCUGAAGGAGAGUGGAGUGACUAUUUGUAUGCAUGGACCUACAGUGACAGAAUCCCACCGUCACCUGACAACAUCAAGAUUUUCAACAUCACGGACACCUCUGCCAUCAUCUCUUGGUCAACUGCUGCGGGACAGUCCAUCUCCUCCAUCAUCAUCAGCUACAAGAUUUAUGGCAAGGCUGAGUACAACCACAUUGACGUCACAAUAAAAAACACAACCAUCACGCAGUAUCAUCUCAAGGGCCUCGAGCCGAAUACUGUGUAUCUGGUUCAGAUGAGUGCACAGAACAAUAUUGGACUGAGCAACCCAAACCCUUCUCUUGAACUGAAGACUCUCCCGGAAACAAAAGCUCCGUAUGACUCGAAGGGAGGGAAAAUGCUGCUGAUUGCUAUCCUUGGCUCAGCAGGGAUGACCUGCCUGACAAUCCUGCUGGCCUUUCUCAUCAUGCUGCAGCUAAAGCGAGCCAACUUCCAGCGCAGAAUGGCUCAAGCCUUCCAAAACGUGGUGAGAGAAGAGCCAGCUGUCCAGUUUAACUCAGGAACUCUCACUCUGAGCAGGAAAGCCAAGAACAGCCCAGACCACACUAUCUAUCCAGUCCUCGAGUGGAAUGACAUCAAAUUUCAAGAUGUGAUCGGGGAGGGCAACUUUGGACAAGUCCUUAAAGCACGAAUUAAGAAGGAUGGCUUGCGAAUGGAUGCUGCCAUCAAAAGGAUGAAAGAGUAUGCCUCAAAGGAUGAUCACAGAGACUUUGCUGGAGAAUUGGAAGUUCUUUGUAAACUUGGACAUCAUCAUAAUAUCAUAAAUCUUUUGGGAGCAUGUGAACAUCGGGGGUAUCUUUACCUGGCUAUUGAAUAUGCUCCACAUGGAAAUUUACUCGAUUUCCUGAGGAAGAGCAGAGUGCUGGAGACAGACCCAGCAUUUGCUAUUGCCAACAGCACUGCCUCCACUCUGUCCUCUCAGCAGCUUCUGCAUUUUGCAGCAGAUGUGGCCAGAGGGAUGGACUACUUAAGCCAAAAACAGUUUAUUCAUCGCGAUUUGGCAGCAAGAAACAUCUUGGUUGGCGAAAACUAUGUUGCAAAAAUAGCAGAUUUUGGAUUGUCUAGAGGUCAAGAAGUUUAUGUUAAAAAGACCAUGGGAAGGCUUCCAGUGCGAUGGAUGGCAAUUGAAUCUCUAAAUUACAGUGUGUACACCACAAACAGCGACGUGUGGUCAUAUGGUGUCCUAUUAUGGGAAAUAGUUAGUUUAGGUGGGACACCGUACUGUGGAAUGACAUGUGCAGAACUCUAUGAGAAAUUGCCACAAGGGUACAGACUGGAAAAGCCUCUCAAUUGUGAUGAUGAGGUGUAUGACCUGAUGAGACAGUGUUGGCGGGAGAAACCGUAUGAAAGGCCAUCAUUUGCUCAGAUCCUGGUGUCACUGAACAGGAUGUUAGAGGAACGAAAGACAUAUGUGAAUACCACGCUGUAUGAGAAGUUUACCUAUGCAGGCAUCGACUGCUCUGCUGAAGAAGCUGCUUAA
This is a messenger RNA of Terrapene triunguis (Three-toed box turtle), 3319 nucleotides long. Its product is annotated as angiopoietin-1 receptor-like. Gene Ontology annotation, cellular component: signaling receptor complex; plasma membrane. Gene Ontology annotation, biological process: positive regulation of kinase activity; protein phosphorylation; positive regulation of MAPK cascade. Gene Ontology annotation, molecular function: protein binding; transmembrane receptor protein tyrosine kinase activity; ATP binding. Bases 236 to 3319 code for a protein of 1027 amino acids. The record is from RefSeq and is a predicted model, not a curated record. The transcript is spliced from 20 exons. NCBI's taxonomy places the organism in Eukaryota, Metazoa, Chordata, Testudines, Emydidae.